Petromyzon marinus (sea lamprey) is the source of this 2483-nucleotide messenger RNA. RefSeq names its product RAS like estrogen regulated growth inhibitor (gene RERG). The record is from RefSeq and is a predicted model, not a curated record. Lineage: Eukaryota; Metazoa; Chordata; Hyperoartia; Petromyzontiformes; Petromyzontidae. Gene Ontology annotation, molecular function: GTPase activity; GTP binding.
CAGCGAACCGCGGCUGCGUGGGCGGCCCGCGGCGGCCCACGCGGCCGCGUGCAGGGGCCACGCCGCCGCCUGAUGCGAGAGCUCCCGAAGAGACGGGAGAGCGACGGAGCGAGAGAGACAGAGGGAGGGGGAGAGAGCUGAACUCUCGUCUCGUCCGGCACCGGCAUCAGCAGCGGCAGUAACAGCAUGCGUCCGCCUGCUGGUAGACGUAAUCAAGAGUUUACUGCUACCGAGUAGACAGUGGACGCAGCGAGAGAGAGGGAGGGGGGGGAGAGCCUUCUGUCUGACGGCGAGCAUGGCUAAGAAUUGUGACGUGAAGCUGGCUGUGAUGGGGAGAGCUGGCGUCGGAAAGUCCGCGUUGGUGGUGCGGUUUCUAACUAAGAGAUUUAUCUGGGAAUAUGAUCCUACUCUGGAGUCCACCUACCGACACCAAGCAAUAAUUGACGAGGAACCAGUGACCAUGGAGAUCCUGGACACGGCUGGGCAGGAUGAUUCUGGACAGAGGGAAGGCUACGUGCGCUGGGGGGACACCUUCCUGCUGGUCUACGACACCACGGACAGAUGCAGCUUCGACGAGAUUGCCCAGAUUAAGGCUCAGAUUGAUGAAAUCAAGAAGCCACAGAUUGUGCACACAGUGCUCCUGGGAAACAAGAUCGACUUGGAUCAUGCACGACAGGUGAGCGUGGAGGAUGGCGAGCGCCUGGCGGUGGAGCUCGGCUGCGCCUUCUUCGAGUGCUCGGCGUGCAACGGCGACGGCUGCAUCAGCGACGCCUUCUACGACGUCUGCCGCGAGAAGCUCCGGCAGCGCGCGGCGCAGGGCAAGGCGCGUCGUCGCAGCUCCACCACGCACGUUAAGCAAGCCUUCAACAAGAUGCUCACCAAGAUAAGCAGCUAAGCCGGAGGCUUCCGCCGCCGCGGGCCUUGUCGGCAAUCGGCAUCCGUGUUCGUGGGGUGUGCCGGAGUUGAUGGUUGACCGAGAUCUGUAAUCCGUGGCGUUGAAUUGGAAUGUACGUAUGUUGAGCUUCUUUUGCACCGUACGUUGCCAACCGUGCGAAUCGGUAGGUGCGGGAGUUAAUCGGUAGGUGCGGGAGAUAAUCGGUAGGUGCGCGAGAUAAUCGGUAGGUGCGGGAGAUAAUCGGUAGGUGCAGGAGAUAAUCGGUAGGUGCGGGAGAUAAUCGGUAGGUGCGGGAGUUAAUCGGUAGGUGCAGGAGAUAAUCGGUAGGUGCGGGAGAUAAUCGGUAGGUGCAGGAGAUAAUCGGUAGGUGCGGGAGAUAAUCGGUAGGUGCGGGAGAUAAUCGGUAGGUGCGGGAGUUAAUCGGUAGGUGCGGGAGUUAAUCGGUAGGUGUGGGAGUUAAUCGGUAGGUGCGGGAGAUAAUCGGUAGGUGCGGGAGUUAAUCGGUAGGUGCGGGAGUUAAUCGGUAGGUGCGGGAGAUAAUCGGUAGGUGCAGGAGAUAAUCGGUAGGUGCGGGAGAUGAUCGGUAGGUGCGGGAGAUAAUCGGUAGGUGCGGGAGUUAAUCGGUAGGUGCGGGAGUUAAUCGGUAGGUGUGGGAGCUAAUUGGCAGGUGCGGGAGUUAAUCGGUAGGUGCGGGAGAUAAUCGGUAGGUGUGGGAGCUAAUUGGCAGGUGCGGGAGUUAAUCGGUAGGUGCGGGAGUUAAUCGGUAGGUGCGGGAGAUAAUCGGUAGGUGUGGGAGUUAAUCGGUAGGUGCGGGAGUUAAUCGGUAGGUGCGGGAGAUAAUCGGUAGGUGUGGGAGUUAAUCGGUAGGUGCGGGAGAUAAUCGGUAGGUGCGGGAGAUAAUCGGUAGGUGCGGGAGUUAAUCGGUAGGUGUGGGAGAUAAUCGGUAGGUGCGGGAGAUAAUCGGUAGGUGCGGGAGCUAAUUGGCAGGUGCGGGAGCUAAUUGGCAGGUGCGGGAGCUAAAUUGGAGGAUACCGCACGGUGUUGAUAUUCCUCGGCUGACUGAAAGAGGAAGCGGUGGUGGCCCAACCAGCGUCAUCCCAUAUGCACUGGAGCAUUGCUUUGGCAUGCAUUCCGCAGCAGCUAAUGUUGUUGCAAAUUCCUUCAAUGAGAAAUGGCAUUAAAAAAAAACGUUAUUGUAUUUAUUUAAGGAGAGCUUUUAUGAAUGAACAUUAUAGUAAGUAUAAUUUUAUUGUAAAUGUUAUAUGUCAAUUUAACUGGUAAUUUGAUCAUUACAAAUAUAUAUUCGUUUUGGCAUAGCGUUUAAACUCUUAAAAAUAAUUCAAAUUAUUUUUUGAAUAAGCUGAAAGAGUCGAAGUGUUUUACUUGGGGAGCUUCUAGGGGGUUGGGGAUAUUUCCAGACGACCGUUACUUAGAUUAUUUACCAAGAACGGUACAAUUCCAGAAACGUGUAAUGUACUCAGAAAUUAACACCUGCAUUGUUUAAAAGGGGUAUUUCGUGGAAACAAAGAAUGCUGAAUGCUUAUAUUCAAAACGUGCAUUAUUCAAUAAAGCAACAUUCAUUUUUCAA